Molecule: messenger RNA, 456 nt
Organism: Peronospora farinosa
Lineage: Eukaryota; Oomycota; Peronosporomycetes; Peronosporales; Peronosporaceae
Source: the annotation of a GenBank genome assembly
AUGGGUCGCAUGCAUUCUCACGGCAAGGGUAUGAGCAAAUCUGCUCGCCCGUACAAACGCACGCCACCUUCAUGGCUCAAGAUCUCGUCUGAGGACGUGGAGGACCACAUUUGCAAGUUUGCCAAAAAGGGUUUGACCCCAUCGCAGAUUGGUGUCAUUCUUCGUGACUCGCACGGUAUUGCCCAGGUCAAGAGCGUGACUGGCUCCAAGGUGCUGCGUCUUCUCAAAAAGAACGGUCUUGCCCCUGAACUACCAGAGGACCUGUACAUGCUCAUUAAGAAGGCCGUGGCUGUCCGUAAACAUUUGGAGCGCAAUCGUCAGGAUAAGGACUCGAAAUUCCGUCUCAUUCUUAUUGAGUCGCGUAUUCAUCGCCUGGCUCGUUACUACCGCAAGAACCGCAAGCUCUCGCCUAACUGGAAGUACGAGUCGGCAACGGCCUCAACGCUAGUGGCUUAA